AUGAUUGCUGGAUUUGCUGGCUCAGCAAUUGCACAGGGACCAUGUGUUGGCCGAAUCGAUCGGUGGUCAGAGUGGAACCCGACAAGCCGGAAACCACUUUGGCUCCUCCUCUCAGGUGCCACAGAUCCACCUAAGGAAAUUGGAAUUUCUAAGAGACGAACUCGGGAUGCACAAGGAGAUAGGAAUGGUGCAUUUUUAGCUGGUGUGACUCGUGAUUUAGUCAACAUGGAAGAUGUAGUUGGAUCAAAGCUGUAUAACACUGUUAAAGAUCUUUAUCUCACUAAGCACGCAGCUCUUCGACAUGUCACCUUGCUUUUUGAAAAAUGCAAGGACACAAACGCCAAGCCUAUGUUGUACUAUACAGGGCAUGGUGAAAUUGGUACUGGAAACUGGUGCUUUGCGGAUGGGACAGUCAGUAUUCAAGACAUUUUUGGCAUGGUGCCUGGUGGCUGUUAUUACCCACUGAUAUUCAGUGAUGCCUGUUACAGUGGUCACUGGGCAAAUUUCUGUCUUGACAAAAGUAUUGGUGGUUUCCACUGCCUAGCAGCAUGUCCGGAGUACUCAACGGCUCUUGAUACCAAAGGUGUGUAUGAUUCACAUGCUUUAAUUAAUAUGAAACACCCAGUUAAAUUAUAUUAGGCGUACGCCAGUGGCGCCGGCACGAGUUCGAAGUAUCCACUCAAACAAAGCUUCUGCCAUUAAGCCAUGGGAAACGCCAGCCGUGAUUCUACAGAGGAAACUCGAUUUAACAGAGGGCCAAGGGAUUGGCAAAAUUUGUUCGCUAUACAGUGCAACCUCGAUAUAACGACACCCUCGGUAUAACGAACGAUUCUGUUUUCAACCCGUUGUUAUUAAUAGUAAAUCAUCUAUGAAGAGAAAGCACAAUAUCACGACACCUCGACGUUAUGGCGAACAAAUUUUAAACACUGAUUAUUGGAUGAGGUUUUUGUGAUAUCCAGAAUAAUUAAGGUCGAGGUAGGGGCUAUCAGGUUAUUAUUAAAAACCAAAUCUAAUAAUUGUUUUAUUAUACAUUGAACGAAUCCUUUCUUUCUCGCCUCGACAUAACAUGUUUUCAAAGUUUGUGCCAACUCUUUCUUUUCCUCAGGUUUUCUCAGUUUUCUCUCUUUCACGUAAUCAGCAGACAGCUCCUUUGCCACCUUCGUCGAUCGUUUUGUGUUUGUGAGUCCUCGUCCUCAACUACAUUUUCGGUGUCUUGCUCGGUUAACAAAGCAAACCUGGAAGUCAUGUUCUUGCUUCUUCACUAACGGCAAGCAACACAAAGCGCACGAACUUGACAUGAUUACCCUUUGAAAUCAUGCACCGCGAUCAUACAUGACAUGAUUACCUGUGACCUUGAGUGUCCUUGACUUGAUUAUUGUGUAAUCUGCAGCUAGAUGACGUCCCAGGCGCUGAUUUCGAAAAUUCACUGUACGCUUUCGGCCAAUCAGAAAAGAGAUAGUGAGUUCAAUGUUUAAUAAUACCACUUACUUGGUCCUUCGUUAUAACGAGAUUCCACCGGUAUUUGUACGAGGUUUCGUUAUAUCGAGGUUCUUUUCCACAUAUUUUACUACAAUCGAACCUCCACUAACGGCCACCUCUCUACCAUGGCCUUUUUUUUGGUCCCGACGGACAGCAGUCCAUGAAUUGACUCUUGUUUAAACCUCGCUACGACGCCAACGAUCACUAAAGCGAGUCCCCAGCUGCCAAAAUAACUUCUCGAAAACGGCCAUUUUUUUCAGCGACUGCCGGAAAAUUCAGAAAUGGUCGUGAAAUUUGAUCCAUAUGUCGCGUCGAUGUUUAAUGGCAAUCUUAUGUUCACUGUACGUGCUCUAUUUAUUUUGCUGCAGUAGGCUUAAAUUGUCUAGUACAAUACUUAUGGCGAAUGUUGCGAGACUUGCUCGGUUUAUCAUUUUUCAUUCAAGACUUUUAUUUAGUACUAUCUAGGUUUUUUUGUGUAUUUUAUACCUAUAAAUAUCAUUUAUGACUGGAUUACCAUUAUGGAAUAUAGUAAGCAUGAACUUGGCACAAUAAACAUGAUGUACCCCCCUAAAGAAAUUGUCUUGUUUCACUCCUUCCUCCCCAUCACGGCCACCUCUCCACAAAAGGCCACUUUACCCCAAGGUGGCCUGGCCGAUGUGGAGAGGACUGACUGCAUUAUUAGGGUUCUUUAUACCAAUGACUUCGUUAUAUAGGGGUUCGUUAUAUCGGGCUUCUAUUCUACUGACAUUCUGCACUUUUCAAAUUAUUUGUAGAUGAAGGAGGAGAUCUAACACUGUACAUGACUGGAAAGAAACUACGGCCAAGAACAGAGCCCAUAUAUAGUGGCGAAAAUAGAGAUGACUUCCCCAUCACCUAUGAAUAUAGUACCGUUGAUUACACUGAUUUUAUCAGUAGCCAUGUUUUAAAUAGCCAAGACAUUUUGAUUUCCCAGAGCAUGCAUGAUGGCUUCUUCUCAGGAAUUUUUGCAAGUUCAAAACUUUACAAUCCAAGACCUGCGACAUCUUGGGGAAUUACAAGAAACUACGACUCGUUUCUUGAGUUCGCUGAUGAGGAAUGGAAAAGGGUGAAUGGUAGGUCAAAGAACAUAUACUCCCUUGCCUGUGAUGAGAAGUUUGGGUUCGGGGCGUUCUUUAUGGAUGGCUACGGCACGAAACAAGUCAUUAUAGAAAGCACGGAUGAUAUACAGAAACAAGGGAAAGACGGUCUUAAAAUAACUUCAUGUGCUGCCCUAGAUUCAACAUUUUACAUCGUCAUGACAAAAGACACUAAGGAAUACGAUGGAAAAGGGCAGAAGUGGUUUACUCGUAGUACCUGGACAGAAACAAGAGAUGAAAUACAGGAGGGAUACAAAGAAGGAAAAGUUAUUACUGGAAUAUGUUACUCAACUGGGCUGGAGCAGUAUUUAGUUGUUAUGACGAAGAUGCCACAAAGGCAGUCCUACAGGUGGUUCAACACGACUGAAGCAAUAGCCUUGAGUGAUUGGGAAGACAAGAAAUUUGAACAGGGAUUCUAUCCUACUAUCAUCUUCGAGGAUCCAACUGAAAACUUAACUUUAAAUGUGAUGACUGAGGAUGAAAAUAGAUCGGGUUAUGUACGUCGACCUCAAUUUAAAUUAAGGUAG
Porites evermanni is the source of this 3121-nucleotide messenger RNA. The record is from the annotation of a GenBank genome assembly. NCBI's taxonomy places the organism in Eukaryota, Metazoa, Cnidaria, Anthozoa, Scleractinia, Poritidae.